CUUCUUCUUUAAGAAAGGAAGGGAGCUUUUAUCAUAAGAUAGACCAGAUCUCCGUCAUUCUACAUUUGCAGCCAUGUCAUCGCCCUUCUCAAUAAAUGGUGGUGCCUGCGUGGCUAUGGUGGGCAAGGACUGCGUUGCGAUAGCCUGUGAUUUGCGCCUAGGCAUGCAAGCCCUCACAGUGUCGAACAACUUCCCGAAGAUCUUCAGCUACGGCGACGUAUACCUUGGCCUCACCGGCCUUGCUACCGAUGUCUCCACAGUCUCCGACCUUUUCCGCUACAAAGUGAACAUGUACCGGCUGCGAGAGGAACGCAACAUUUCCCCGCAAACGAUGGCAAACCUCGUGAGCUCAUCGCUCUACGAGCGACGAUUCGGCCCCUACUUCGUAUCCCCCGUCAUUGCAGGAAUCAACCAGACAACAGGGAAGCCUUUCAUCUGCGGUUUCGACAGUAUUGGAUGCAUCGACUUUGCGAAGGACUUCAUUGUCAGUGGUACAGCGAGCGACCAGUUGUUCGGUACAUGUGAGGGUCUGUGGGAGCCAGAUCUAGGCCCGGAGGACCUCUUUGAGACAGUGUCUCAAGCGCUGCUCAACGCCGUGGACAGAGACGCAUUGUCUGGAUGGGGAGCACAUGUCUACAUCAUCGAGAAGGACAAGGUGACCAAGCGGUUAUUGAAGGGACGACAGGACUGAGGGGUUCAACAAUUAUACGGUGGCACUGAUCUCAAGACGAGCAGCCAGGGGACAUGGAUCUGUGCAGUCAGAAGGCUAGCUCUCAAUACAAAGGGCUACUUCGAGGGUCCCCGGCCAGCAUGUGCGCUCUGCAUCAUUUAGACUACAGCUGGACUUCACGAGACAGAGCGGCUUGAGUAAGCGUGGCCGUCUCAAGCCAGUAAUGACGAAAUCCAAAAGAUACAUGAAUAUCUAUAAACAUAACGGACAUCUUUCUUCUAUUAUGUGACUGAAUCUCUGAGGAGCUGGUUUCAUCCGGCUGAAGAUCUGAAAACCAUUUCCGAUUUGCGUAGGCCAGGUAUUUGUACCAUUUUACCAACUUGAUCGAUAGAUACCUCCCUUCCAAGUUCUCUGUAGAAUUACCAUUCAAGUAGCAUCACAACGAGUUAUCCGUUCCCGGUUGGAAAUUAAACCUUUCAU
This is a messenger RNA of Aaosphaeria arxii CBS 175.79, 1150 nucleotides long. RefSeq names its product proteasome subunit beta type-3. Gene Ontology annotation, biological process: proteasome-mediated ubiquitin-dependent protein catabolic process. The transcript has 4 exons. Lineage: Eukaryota; Fungi; Ascomycota; Dothideomycetes; Pleosporales. Gene Ontology annotation, cellular component: proteasome core complex, beta-subunit complex; proteasome core complex. The coding region runs from base 74 to 691 and encodes 205 amino acids. The record is from RefSeq and is a predicted model, not a curated record.